AGCUGUGUUGUCAUUUGGAUCAUUAAUCACUUAAAUGCUAUCUAUAUUCAGAACACCGGCUCUCGGACUUGGAAAUCCGAAAAAUUCUUGCAAAUGCUAGAAUUCCUUCCCAAAUCUACCAAAAUGCGAAUUUCUAGUAUUCAUAUUAAACGUUCGGGUUUGUUGUCUUUUUGUUUGUCCGUAGGGAAGUUCUUCUUUCGGCCAAUCGCGUUGGAGUUGCAGAAUCGUACCGGAUAUCAUGAUCAAAAUAAUCCAUUAAGCUACUUGCUAGUGACUGUACUUUUGGGCACUAACAUAUCCCUUGCGAAUGCCCUAGACCUUACAAACCCGAAAAUCUUAGGUCUAUGAAGGCAUCGUCACGCAGCCGCUUGUAAAGUUGUACUCCCUUAAACGCCUUCCAUAUCCAGU
Messenger RNA from Hypoxylon trugodes, 408 nucleotides. RefSeq lists its product as uncharacterized. The coding region runs from base 94 to 348 and encodes 84 amino acids. NCBI's taxonomy places the organism in Eukaryota, Fungi, Ascomycota, Sordariomycetes, Xylariales, Hypoxylaceae. The record is from RefSeq and is a predicted model, not a curated record. The transcript has a single exon.